Molecule: messenger RNA, 1149 nt
Organism: Lottia gigantea (owl limpet)
Lineage: Eukaryota; Metazoa; Mollusca; Gastropoda; Lottiidae
Exons: 3
Coding region: 1-1149 (382 amino acids)
Source: RefSeq, a predicted model, not a curated record
AUGUCGGAUACAGAUGUCUCAAACACAACAAUGUCUUAUGAAAUUGGCAUUGAAAAAAAGAUUCAAAAUUUUGUAGAGACUAAAACUGGUGAAAUUGUGAAUACAGACUUCUCUGAUAACAAUACCAUAAAAAUUGUUCCAAAGGCAAAGCAUGGUUCUGUGGCAUUAGGAAUUCUGUGGAUGAAAGUCUUACAGUACCCCAAAAAUUUUCCUGUCUCAAAAUAUCAAUAUAAAAGAUUUGGGGGUGCCAACAGUACUUAUAACAUUAAACUGAAACUUCCCGAAGUUGCAAUAGAAGUGAACCUUAAGAUAGGCUCAGUGCAGAUAAAAGGAAGUUUUGUUAUUGAAUGGUUUACAAGAUACUUUCAAGAAAUUUUGGAUAUUUAUGAUGGAGUUAUUUCCCACCCUAAACAACAGUCUCAGAUCUAUUCUGAAGAUGAUAUGAAAAAAAUUAAAGAUGAUAUUCAGAGGAGGAAAGAUGCAGGUUAUGACUGGCCAGAUGUUGCUUUAAAAGAUGAUGUUAUUGUCAAUGAUGUACAAGACAGCAUUGGGGUACAAACCAAGAUAAAUAAUGUGGAUGUUGACACUCCUGUCUCUGGUAUAAAAGACUCACAACUGAUGUCUCAUGAAGAGAUUGAUAAAGAAACUGCCAGUUUAACACCAGGCUCAAUCAUUGAAGGCCCAAAACUCUACAAAAUCUGGAGAUCUUUACUGCAUGUAUGGUGUUCUAAUGAACAUUCCACCAUAUAUAUAGCAACACCAAGAAUAGAUGCUACUAGACUUAUUGAAAUCUGCUACUUUUGUCUCAAUCACCGGCAUACAAUGAAAAUAGGCGCCAUCUGCAUUCCUAUGCGAUUUGAUGGAAUAUCAUUAGCAGAAAUUAAAAGUGCAGCUUUGAAAAAAUUCACUCCCCAAGAGCAGACUUAUAUUGAAUACAGAAUUUUUACGCAAUUUCUUUAUCCUUUGCAAAAUUUUGAAGCCAAGUUUUUAGCAUCUUUAAAUGAUGAUGGCAUUGUGGAUAUUUUGGUAACAAGUGGAGAUUUCAAUAAGAGUGGUUUCAGCUCUCAUAAUAAAAAUAUGGUGGUGUUUAAUUCUGUACGAGAGGAAGAAUUCAAAACUAAAUAUUUGAAUCCCAUUAUGGAUUAUUAA